UUGCAGGUGAGAGCAUGUGAUGCGCGACCGAAUGUUGAACCAUUAUGUUCCAAUGCGGAUGUUAUUAUAUUCGACGUCAGAGAUGUGCACCGAUUCGUCAUGAGGACCAGUGGAGUACAGCUUGCACAAAUAUACGACCACGAAAAGGAUAUUGCCAGAGUACUUCGUCAGUACACCGGUCCAUGUUCAGUUAUCGUUAUGGAAAGGGUUGUAGAAGUAAAUGAAAAAGCGAAGAAGAAUGAUCAAAGAAGUUACGAUGUUUAUUGGUAUGCCAUUAAUCCAACAACGCAACGAAUCUGUCGAAAACUUGAGUUCAGGUGA
Messenger RNA from Anisakis simplex (herring worm), 321 nucleotides. Lineage: Eukaryota; Metazoa; Nematoda; Chromadorea; Rhabditida; Anisakidae. The record is from the annotation of a GenBank genome assembly.